This is a messenger RNA of Saprolegnia parasitica CBS 223.65, 560 nucleotides long. RefSeq lists its product as hypothetical. The transcript has 2 exons. The record is from RefSeq and is a predicted model, not a curated record. Bases 168 to 560 code for a protein of 130 amino acids. Lineage: Eukaryota; Oomycota; Saprolegniomycetes; Saprolegniales; Saprolegniaceae.
GCAAGGAGUAUACGCUCUUCGGUCGCCUGCGGUUUCUGCAGCGACACAGCAGGUAGUAUAUCGUAGCAGCAAAUGUAGCGAACUCCUCCGCAAGAUGACAAUGGGCCAGUGCAGAUGAAAGAGCCGUACUCAAACAUUCCUCUUGCCACCAUCGAGCAAGCAACUGAAUGCGCCGCAUUGGCACAACACGACCGAUCGUUCGCAAUGUCACGAUCCAGCACGCCGAGCGCCGCGACUCGCUCGUGUCGAUCCAAAGCACGUCCUCGAACGGGUACUCGCAAAGCCUAUUCGGGCGCACGAAGGAGGUUGUCAUUGGAAGCUCCGUCUCGAGCUCCGUCUCGAGUGUCUCGAGUAUCUUUGGGAUUGGCCGCCAGCAUGAUCGCGACGUGCUCAACGACAGCUUCAUCACGUCUGGGCACAUCGCGGAAGAAGAGGAUGACGAGCCGUGGGGUCAACAGCGCGACUCGGUUGUCAUCAUGGACGACGGCCACCACGUGCUCAUGGAGUCGCACGGCGACGAUGACGACGACGACAACGAGUGCUCUGUGCUCAAAAUUUAA